AUGACAUGUAUAGCCACUGAGGAUGAUGUGGAUGUUUUUGUGUCUGGAUAUGCCUUUCGUCUUAAAAUUUGGCAUGAGAGAGGCCUGACUUUGUUGAGACGAGAAACUGGGAAUGAACACGUGAAGAAGGUUUCUAAUGUGGACAAGGAACUAUACUUUCGCAGUCAACAUUCCAGCAUGAUAAAUGGAUUCCAGACUUGUUUCCCAGCAUAUGGGCCAGUUGUUAGGCUUGCAAAACGAUGGGCUGCUUCACAUCUAUUUUCGGCUAGCUUGGUAGAGGAGGCAAUUGAGCUAUUGGUAGCAUAUAUAUUUUUGAAGCCUUUACCAUUUAAUGCUCCAUGCUCACGGGUCACUGGAUUUUUAAGGUUCCUGCGAUUACUAUCAGAUUAUGACUGGACCUUUUCUGCAUUAGUUGUUGACAUAAAUAAUGAUUUAACAUCAAAUGAUGAGAAAGAGAUAAGAGAGAACUUCAUGUUAAGUAGAAAAGGUUAUGAAGAAAAUCCUCAAAAUGUAAACUCAGCAAUGUUCCUAGCUACAUCCUACGACAAGGCAUCUGAGGCUUGGACCAAAUUUUCACCAAACUCAAUGGAGCUAAAAAGGUUGAUGGCUUAUGCUGGAAGCAGUGCAAACUUGUUGACCAAACUGAUAUUGGAGGACCAUAGUGAUUCUUAUAGAUGGGAGUGCCUUUUUCGAACUCCUUUGAACAAUUAUGAUGCUGUAAUUCUUCUCCAUAGAGAAAAAUUACCUUAUCCCCAACGCCUUCUCUUUCCAUCAGAAUUACAUCAAGGGGUUCAUGUGGCACGUGGGAAUGCGAGCAAGGGUUUCCACCCCUUUCUUUUGCCUGGAGAUUUUAAAGGAAGCUCAGAGGAUCUAAGAAACAAAGUAUUGGUAAACUUCGAUCCGCUGAGGUGUUUUGUUGGGGAUCUAGAGAAAGAGUACUCAAACACUUUCAAGCUAUGGUAUGAUUGUCUGGGUGGUGAUGCUGUUGGAAUAACAUGGGGAGGAUGUAUUUCAAAGAAACGGGGCCGGGAAGAAGCAGAUGAGGAAGUAAAGGAUCCAAUUGAUUUGUUAAAAGAUGUUGGUAAAGUUGGAACAGGGUUCGUCAGGGGCAUUUAUCUUCUAAAAGCCCCAAGGCGGUCGUAAUUGAUCUAUUAGAUUCUAAAACACUGAAAGAUUCCUGUAUCACAAAAAUUUUGCUCCUAGAGUUACUGCUGCUUUAUAGCUACGUACACCAGUAGAGACCUCCUGCACCUUGGAAAUGUGUGAGGACAGGUUGAUCGAGGUUAGAGGAUCUUGUUUGUACCAUUUUCAGUGUCAGAUUUACUGAAUUGCAAUUCCAGUACUCUAGAACAGAAGAAAUGGAAGCGUUUUGUACAGUUGUAUUUCUGGCCACGAGAAUUUUGACGAUCCCCAAUUGUAGCAUGUUAAAAUUUGGGGUUGUUAAAGCGUAUUUGCGGAUAUUGAACUAUAUUAUACUUUCAU
Rosa chinensis is the source of this 1482-nucleotide messenger RNA. RefSeq names its product nucleolar protein 6. NCBI's taxonomy places the organism in Eukaryota, Viridiplantae, Streptophyta, Magnoliopsida, Rosales, Rosaceae. The transcript has 10 exons. Gene Ontology annotation, cellular component: CURI complex; small-subunit processome; UTP-C complex. The record is from RefSeq and is a predicted model, not a curated record. Bases 1 to 1143 code for a protein of 380 amino acids. Gene Ontology annotation, biological process: tRNA export from nucleus; rRNA processing.